AGUAAAUUACUUACUCUGUGGUAUCAUUCGCAUUUAAGUGCCGACUAAAUACAACGUAUCUACUAUUUAUAUUCAAGUAGUAGGUACUAGGUAGUGUUUAAUAACAUGCUAUCCAACUCCAAGGUCUGAGGUCUAGCGGAGGUAACCAGUCUCCAAUUGUCCACAGAGCAAAGGGCACAGAGUACAAUUUUAUUCAAAUACGCACUCGUCACAACAAGUGUUAACUUCAGAUUGUCUCGUAGUGUAAGAUUUCUAUCAAAAGAGUGUCUUACUUAGGGAUAUAAAAAAAUAUUUACUUAUAAAUGAUACAUGUUAAUUAUCAAAUAGUAAUAAGUAAUUUAGAACAUUUAUACACGUGAUAUAAUUAAUAGGUUUAGGAUAAAUUUAAUUAUCUACAAUAAACAAGAUAAGAUUUGUUAUGAAAAAACUAUUUGAUUCUUAAUCAAGAGCUUAUGUGAUGAAUAAAAACUUAAAAUAUACACAAAAUGGAAAACUUGCCUGAAGAAUCCAAGUAUAUUAUAGAAACUGAAGAGGGCCCUAUUUGUGGAUAUAUUGACAAAAGAGAUGAAGGAACGUAUUACAAAUUCAAAAGCAUACCAUAUGCAGAACCACCAUUGGGACGUCUUAGAUUUUUGCCUCCAAAGGCUAACAAGCCUUGGAAAGAUUUACUUGACUGCACUCAAGAUGCACCAGUGCCAAUGGGUUUUUUCUUAGAACAGGAAAUUAUUGGUUCUGAAGAUUGCCUUUAUAUUGAAGUUUCAACGCCCAAUGUCACACCUGAAGUACCACUACCUGUUAUGUUUUGGAUUGGAAGCUUCAGCUUCAUAUUUUACAUUGAUCAAAUUCUUGAUCCAACUUUAAUUAACAAUCAAAAUAUUGUGUUUGUCAGAUGCGGUUUUAGGUUAGGACCUUUUGGUUUCCUCUCUGUAAAUGAUUUUACUGCUCCCGGAAACAGUGGUUUAAAAGAUAUUGUCUUUGCUCUUAGAUGGAUGCAAAGGAAUAUUAGCAAAUUUGGAGGUGAUCCCAAUAAUAUUACAGCAUUUGGAAGUAGCACUGGAGGUGCCAUUGUACAUUUACUGAUGCUUUCACCUAUGGCAGAAGGCUUAUUCCACAAAGCCAUUAUACAAAGCUCUAGUGCCUUAAAUGGAUGGUCAUUAGGGAGGAAUCCUGUGGAGGGGGUAAUAGAAUUAGCUAAGCAAUUGGCCAUUACAAAAACAGACAAAGUUGAAAUUGUGGAAGAGAUGCGCACCAUUCCAGCUGAAGAUAUAGUUAAAGCAUAUAUUUUAUGUCAUCAAUUGGCCGAAAGAAAUGAUUCAUUUGACUCCAUCUUUAAACCUUGUAUAGAAAAUGAAUUUGAAGGCCAGUCUGUAUUUCUAAGUAAAAGUCCCGCUAUCAUUUUAAAAUCUGGCAAUUUCAAUAAAGUACCUCUUAUUAUAGGAAGCAAUAAUAUUGAAGCAUCUGUAAUACAAUACAUAAAGGCAGAUUUUUAUGAAGACUAUGAAAAGUUCAAUAAGAAUGUUAGUUUAUUAGUUCCAAAAACAUUAGCCAAUGUGAACUGUGAUAUUUCCAAAAAAAUUGGACAACAAAUACUAUCAUUCUACUUUGAAGGUGCUGAGAGUAUAAACGAACUCACAAGGAAACAAUAUUUGCAGUUUCUAACAGAUUAUUAUUUUCUAUAUUACAUGGACAAAACUAUAAGGAUACACAGUCAGGUCGCUCCUGAAUGCAAUAUUUAUUACUAUGUAGUACAUUACGGGGGAGAGUGGUAUGUGCCUAAGAUAUUGGACUUCUUUAAUUCCAUAGGACAUGCGGGCGAAAUACCAUUUCUAUUCAGAAUAAAAUCAUCAACAUCUGAAUACUAUAAAGGAAGCCGAGACUCAAUUAUAACAAGGAACAGAGUUAUUAAAAUGUGGACAAAUUUUGCUAAAUAUGGAAACCCAACUCCAACAGACGAUGAUAAUUUGUUGCAAAUAACGUGGGAUCCUGUGGAGAAUGAGAAUAAGCUUAAUUUCUUAAGUAUAGGUGCUGAAUUGACGAAAGGCAGAAAUCCAUUUUAUGAACGUAUGAUGUUUUGGGAGAAAUUACAUCAAGAACAUGUUUUAUUGAAAAUAAUAACACAUUUUAAUGAUAUGGGCCUAAAAUUUUAAGUUGUUAAUAUAUAGUUGAUUUUUUAUGAAGUUUAUGUAUAUUCUGUUGAAAUAAUUGUUUUUAUUAAUUACUGUUAAUUAUUGUACUUUUACUAUAUUAUCUCAAAAGGUUUCAAUUAGGUUAUAUUUUACGAAAUUCGGAGAAAACUUUUAUUGCUACUAUUGUGGUUAAAGUAGAAACUUGAAUUUUAUUUUUAUAUAAAGGAGUCACAAAUGAAUAAAUCAACACCAAACAACGUGCCAUAAUUAUUAAAUGCAAAAGAACAAUUAAAACAAACACUUCUAUCAUAAAGUUUUAUAUAGAAUGAUAUACAGCAGUGUUAGGUAUCUACACACAAAAUCAUUUUUUCUUUAUUAUUGUAUUACACAUUUCUUUAAAAGAUGUUUCCGGAAGGACUGCUGACUGCACUACACUACACCCCUCCUGUAAUUAGGAUUAGGAAUCACGUGAACUUUAAUUUUUUUUUUUUCAA
Zerene cesonia (dogface butterfly) is the source of this 2620-nucleotide messenger RNA. Its product is annotated as venom carboxylesterase-6-like. The record is from RefSeq and is a predicted model, not a curated record. Lineage: Eukaryota; Metazoa; Arthropoda; Insecta; Lepidoptera; Pieridae. Bases 486 to 2147 code for a protein of 553 amino acids. The transcript is spliced from 4 exons.